AAUUUCCGGAUCCAUCACUGCAAGGACCAUCCCAUUUGUGCGAAGGUCAGGGAAAAUCCUUGAUCCGCUCCUGACUGACGUCAAGAUUGGUAUGCCAAUCGAUACGGAUUUGCACUGCACACCUUAGCCACAUUAUAAAAGAAGCCGGUAAGGUGUGGUAGCACACAUUUUAAUAGUUCCGAUGUCAAUGAUCACGUCAUCUACUACCUCAAUUUUGAAAGGUUGUUAAUUUUACUUUGUUAGAAAAUUAAUAUAAAAUGUGUUUUAAGCUUUUGAUUGCGAUAACGGCUCUAUUGCUCAAUCAUGCGGAGGGUAAAACUUGUGGUAGCACGACGGGAGCAAGUAGUGAAUGGAAUAACAAAUACGCCGAUAUGUGGUUCAGCAUUCCCGUGACGUCACAGAUAACGGGAGGGUGGACGGUGGAGAUGGAGUUCUCAGCCCCUGUCCAAAAUAUUCAGAUUUGGAGUGCUAAAUUGGACAGCAUUAGUUCUGAUUCGAUGACACACACACUGACCAACAAAGACUGGAACAAAGACCAGUCUGCUGGCAGUGUUCUGUGGAUGAACUUCUUGGUUGAAUUUAAUGGACCCCCCACCCCUACUUUUAUUGUAAGAUUAAGUGGUCAACCAGAUUGUUCAGAUUCGACGGCGGCACCAAUUGACCAGACCACCACAGAACAACCAGCCAUUUCUACAACAACAGGUGGGGGCACUUUGGCUCCAGAAGUAACCUUGCCAGAUUCAGGAUCAUUUGAUUACUACGAUGCCCUCUAUAAAUCCAUCUUGUUUUACGAAGCUCAAAGAUCAGGAGAGUUGCCACCCAACAACAGAAUCCCAUACAGAGGCGACAGUGCUCUCAAUGACAAGGGUGACAAUGGAGAAGACCUAACUGGUGGAUGGUAUGAUGCUGGUGAUUUUGUCAAGUUUGGACACCCAAUGGCGAGCACUGCUACCAUUUUAGCAUGGGGAUUGAUCGAGUACAGGUCCGGCUACGUUAACGCAGACCAGCUAGACAUCAUGCUUGAUAGUAUCAAGUGGGCUACUGAUUACUUCCUGAAAUGCCAUACCGGGACUUUCGAGUUUUACGGCCAAGUGGGAAACGGAGGAUUUGAUCACAGUAACUGGGGGCGACCGGAGGAAAUGGACGAGUCAAACCGGCCUGCAUAUGUGCUGACUCCCAGUAAACCAGGUUCUGAUCUAUUAGGCGAGACUGCCGCUGCAUUAGCUGCUGCUUCCAUAGCUUUUACACCAACAGACACAGAUUAUGCCACUACUUUACUAGAUAAUGCCCGUGACCUGUACACAUUUGCUAAAACGUAUGAAGGAAAGUAUUCCGACUCCAUACCCGAUGCGGCCAGCUUUUACAGCUCUAGUCAUUACUAUGACGAACUUGGUUGGGCCGCUGCUUGGCUGUACCGCGCCACAUCUGAAGUAGAAUACCUGAACGAUGCCGUUGAUUACUACGAUAGCAACAAUUUAGGUGACAAGCCCUGGGCAUUUGAUUGGGAUGAUAAAAAAGCUGGUCUCCAGUUAUUGAUGUACAAGUUGACACAGGAAACAAAGUACAAGAACGCAGUUACCACGUUCUUUGACGAUUGGUUGCCUCAUAGCACUCUUAAUAGUGCUGUGAAUUAUACUCCCCUUGGAUUAGCUUGGCGAAUACAGUGGGGCCCCAAUAGAUACGCAGCGAAUGUCGCAUUUUUAGCUUUGGUUGCAGCUGACCUUGGUAUCAACCCGACAUCAUAUAGAGACUUUGCUCGAGAUCAGAUCAACUACAUACUCGGCAGCAGUGGACGUAGUUACGUAGUUGGUUUUGGAGUCAAUCCACCAAAUAGACCCCAUCAUAGAUCAAGCUCCUGUCACGAUCUACCUGCAACGUGUUCAUGGACUGAUUACCACGCUGACGCUCCAAAUCCACAGAUAUUACAUGGUGCUGUGGUUGGUGGACCGGACAUAAACGACUAUUUUGAGAACGAUCGUGAAGAUUUCAUUAAGAACGAAGUAGCGUGCGAUUAUAAUGCCGGUUUUCAAUCAUCAGUUGCCGGUAUUAUUACAUUGAUGACGACCAACAAGUAAACGGCGGAGGAGCGAUCAUCCAACUAAAAUACAGGCUUGAUAGGAAGAAUAAGUUUUGUAACAUUACGUAAAAUGCUACGAGAAUUUCACUGCAGAAAUUAUAUACAGCACUAUUUUGUAGAGCUGUAAGAGCAUGCUCUUAAUUAUUUGAAGGAAAUGUAUUGUUCUUGGGAUUCGAACAAACACCAUUUGAUGUCUAUUAAUUAUAUUGUAUUCUUAGAUCUUUCUGUUUAAAUAUUUUUUUAAAUUGUAUUGCGUACCGUAUAGUUUUAAACCAUAGGCCUAUGAAAUUAAAGUUAUAGGUGUGGCGGGGUUUUCCAUAUUAAAUUUAGUAAUGUAUGUACCCUA
Molecule: messenger RNA, 2423 nt
Organism: Anneissia japonica
Lineage: Eukaryota; Metazoa; Echinodermata; Crinoidea; Comatulida; Comatulidae
Product: endoglucanase E-4-like
Exons: 12
Coding region: 258-2075 (605 amino acids)
Biological process (GO): carbohydrate metabolic process
Molecular function (GO): hydrolase activity, hydrolyzing O-glycosyl compounds; polysaccharide binding
Source: RefSeq, a predicted model, not a curated record